This is a messenger RNA of Solea solea (common sole), 3998 nucleotides long. RefSeq names its product Y+L amino acid transporter 2-like. The transcript has 12 exons. The record is from RefSeq and is a predicted model, not a curated record. NCBI's taxonomy places the organism in Eukaryota, Metazoa, Chordata, Actinopteri, Pleuronectiformes, Soleidae. Gene Ontology annotation, molecular function: L-amino acid transmembrane transporter activity; basic amino acid transmembrane transporter activity. The coding region runs from base 388 to 1860 and encodes 490 amino acids. Gene Ontology annotation, biological process: amino acid transmembrane transport. Gene Ontology annotation, cellular component: membrane.
ACUAUCCGCCAUAUGAUGGAGAGACACUGUACCUCUCGUCGCUUCUAUUCACCGUUACUGUAGCUGUGUUAUUGUACAUUUCGUUGUAUAAUCUUCAGCUCGGAUUGGCAGCGCGGGCAGCUGGUGCUGCCACCCUGUCUCUGGUGGUUUAUGAGGAGGAGCUACAGAAAGAGCCGGGGUUUAACAUACAGGGAAACUUCCCUCAGUGCCACUCACACAGAAGAGAGAAACGCGGGCUAACACCCUGCCUCUUCUUCCACGAGAACUCAAGAAGAGGCGCCGCGGUGAACGCCUGUGGUGCUACCAGGAAUUUGUUGGUCCCCUUCGUCACUCCACGUCACUGUCCUGGUAGCUCAGCCAAGUUGAGCCUGAAAGCUGUAAAUCAGAAUGGGUGCUGAGGGAGACGCAGCCUCUCAGGGCGGUAGUGUGCGGCUGCAGCAGGAGAUUUCUCUCCUCCAUGGUGUAUGUCUCAUUGUGGGAAACAUGAUUGGCUCGGGCAUCUUUGUCUCACCUAAGGGCGUCCUAAUGUACACAGGCUCAUUUGGCCUCUCCCUGGUUGUGUGGGCCAUUGGAGGGGUAUUUUCUGUGUUUGGAGCAUUAUGUUAUGCUGAGCUGGGAACCACCAUACAUAAAUCUGGGGCGUCUUACGCCUACAUCCUAGAGGCCUUUGGAGGUUUCUUAGCUUUUAUUAGACUGUGGACAUCACUGUUGAUAGUAGAGCCAGCCUGUCAGGCAGUGAUAGCCCUGACCUUCUCCAACUACCUCGUCCAGCCUUUCUACCCUAGCUGCAUAGCCCCCUACGAGGCUGUCCGUCUCAUUGCUGCUGCCAUUAUAUGUCUGUUGACUUAUGUGAACUGUAUGAAAGUGAAAUGGGGUGCCAUCCUUCAGGUCAUUUCCACUGUAGCCAAGGUCCUAGCUCUUAUUGUCAUCAUUAUUGCUGGUCUGGUGAAGCUGUCACAAGGUUUUGACCAGAACUUUGAAAACUCAUUCAAAGGGUCCAAGCUGAAUCCUGGUGACAUGGCUUUGGCCCUUUAUUCAGCACUGUACUCCUACUCAGGCUGGGACACACUCAACUUCAUCACAGAGGAAAUCAAGAACCCAAAGAGGAAUCUGCCCUUAUCCAUCGCUAUCUCGAUGCCUAUUGUCACAGUGAUCUACAUCUUGACCAACAUAGCUUAUUACGUGGUCAUGGAUGCAGACAAAGUACUCAACAGUGAAGCUGUUGCUGUGACUUUUGCAGAUGAGGUGCUGGGCUGGGCUCGUUGGCUGAUCCCUCUGGCUGUGGCCAUUUCUUGUUACGGAGGCCUCAACUCCUCUAUCAUUGCUGCUUCCAGGUUGUUUUUUGUUGGUUCCAGAGAAGGCCACCUACCUAAUGUCCUGUGCAUGAUCCACAUCAAGCGUUUCACUCCGAUUCCUGCCUUGCUUUUCAAUGGUGCCAUGUCUCUGUUGUACCUGUCUGUGCCUGAUGUUUUCCAGCUGAUCAACUAUUUUAGUUUUAACUACUGGUUGUUUAUCGGCCUCUCUAUUGCCAGCCUGAUCUACCUUCGUUUCAAAGCUCCUGAUCUGCCCAGACCUGUCAAGCUCUCUCUGUUCUUCCCAAUCACUUACUGCAUAUGCAGUGUAUUCCUGGUGGUCGUGCCUCUCUACAGCGACACCAUCAACUCUCUGGUUGGAAUUGCUGUGGCACUGUCUGGCGUACCAGUCUACUACUUCUGCCUCCACUUGCCACAAAGCUCCAGACCAGCAUUCCUUGGAAAAAUACUAAAUAGGAUCUCUGUUGUCACCCAAAAGCUGUGUAUGUGUUGUCCGGCCUCGACCGACAUCGAUCUGGACAACAUUCACCCUGAAAAGAUAGAAUGAUGAAGCGUGAAAGGACUCUAAAGAACCAAGAGCGUUGUGAAGAUGAUGAAUCGAAGAAAGACGCUGCGGACAAUCAGCAUUUAGACGAGUAAGACUUGAAUGGAUUUAAAAGAGAACGUUUGCCACACGAAUGAGAGACAGAUGAAUUUGAUUUGUACACGAUGACCCUCCAACUCACAGCACUCUGCUCGAGCUGUACUUUCACAUGGUGGCACAAGGCGCAGUGUUGGUUGCGCACUUCGGUUGCGACACUACCACACACACACACACACACACACAUGCACAUAAGCUAACCAGAAGCCUUAGAGUGACACUGCAACACACAGAAAUGGAUGACCCGGGUCAGAGUGAGUUGACUGGGGAUUGACUCAUUCAUAGGAGGUUGUUGGAGUCGAUGCAUAUGUGUUGAUGGUGUUAGCUGUGGCCUUUUGUUUCUUCCUGACUUUUCAGUCCUUUCACUCAAAAUCCUUAUGUUCUUCAGCUGUUAUUAAGUCCCUCAUGUUAAUAAAUAAUGAUUCUUUUAAAAUGAAGUUUGUAACCACUGGCCUCAGGUGGCAAAUGUCAGUUCAGACAAUACAUUUCACAAGUAAAAAAGCUGUGAUUAGGGGGAAAAAUAGUUAGAAGCCCUUAAGAUUUGUUUAGAUUUAUCUUGGGACCACUCAAAUUAAUCCUGAACCCUUUCUUUAAACAAAUAGUUUGGGGUUUAUCGGCCUGUUGUGCUUAUUGUUACAUCUCCUUCACCCACAACUAUAAGUGUAAACAAUACUGGUAUAGCAGCCAGAAACUGAAUGCAGAAAGUGCUAUGAAUGACGGCAUUUCUGUACAUUUGGGAUUUGCUGCACAUCUACCUUGCUGAUUUAAAGCUUUAUUCUAAUCUGUUGUUGUGAUGAUGGACCAAAAUUACACAAGAGGUUUUGUUAGGAUUUAGUUUAGGGAAUAGGUCUCGGAAUUAGUUGUUGACUCAGUGUUUCUGUCAACUCACGGUGUUCUCUUUGAGGAGUGGUAAUCCUGUGGGAUUACAGGAUAUUGUGCUUUUGUGUGCAAUGAGAACAUAUUUAAUUUAUCUGCUUUCAGCCAAAUCCUUCAUUUGUAUCUUCAGGGCUGUGUUUGAUUUCUGGUGCCUCCUAGUGGUAGCUAAUAUGGACUUCCAUGGACCAGCAGCAAAGUUUUCCCCAAGUGUCAUUGGAAUGUCCAUUUCCAGCGGGUGUUUUUGUCGUUUUCAUAUACAGUACGUGUAUUUACACACAUUGAUGGGACUGUCAUGACUGUCUAGAUUAAGCACAUGUACCAGAUGAGGAGUCUGGCUUGUUUUCCUUCAGAGUAGGAUCUAUAUUGAUACAUACCUCAGGAGUCAUCUUGCUGAUGUGCACAAAUUGCUGAUUUUUGUCGAUUUAUCGUUUUGCUCACUCUUGUCUUUAGCGUAUCACAGGUGGGGUAUUUCAUGUGAUGAUGUCUAAAUCGCCGUCUUGGAUCAUUUAUCCACAGUGCAUAACCAAAGGUCUUUAAGAGGCUGAUAGUCUUUCUACGUACAGUGUCGUGAGCCUGUUGCAAAGUGAGAACAUUAAAGCUAUAGUGUGUAGAACUACAAGUGGUUUUGUCGUCCUUAUCGACCCUGUGAUUGUGCCUUCUGUGAUUGUGGUCCGGCAAAUCACUGGUUUGUCAGUUGGAAACGAUCAGGACUCGGGUUUUAACUAUAUUUAGAGUCUUGUCUUAACCACUUUCAUAACACCAGCCAAUAGAAGAAAACAUAAUGUGUUAAAUGUUGCUUUCACAUUUAAAUGCAAGCUAGUCAGCUGCGUGUUAUGUGCCAUACAUAUAUACAUAUUUAUAUAUAUAUAUAUAUAUGCAGUAAAGAAUAUCUAUAACCAUUUAUAUUGUCAUGUUAUGAAUUGUUGUAUACGCAGAAAACGCACAGGACUUGAAUGAUGCAUUUCAUUGGGUACCAAACUUAUUUUUUUCUGGUCAGGUUGAUGUUUGUUAGCCAAGUUGUGUACAACUGUGUGUCUGCUCGGUUCAUUGUUUUUAUUUAUUAUUAUGUUCUAGACUGCAGGAAGUGUGUGUAUGCCCAAAAUAAGGCAUGAGUGUACUGUGUUUUUAUCUUAAUAAACGCACUGAACAGAAAGUGCAUUGUAAACACU